AUGUUCGCUAUGGUCUACUCCUUGAUUGAAGUAUUAACGUUUCCAGUGAUGUUCUGCAAGGGAAGAUCUCUUUGUAUCGCCUCUGAUGGUCCUUUCUCCUCGUAUAGACCUAUUGGGGUUCCACUUGUUUCUCUCUACUGUGGCUCGUUUGGAAUGUGCAUUUCAUUACUUGCAUUACAUUUUUUUUAUAGAUACAUUGCCGUUUGCAAGCCCGACAAGUUGUACUAUUUUGAAGGAAAACGAAUCAUCUACACGUUGAUUCCAUGUUAUACCAUAUUAGUCAUUUGGACAUCGAAUGUAUAUUUUUUAAUGUCAAUAGAUGCAGAGAAAGAAGCAAUUUAUCAGUAUACUUUACUUCCACUUUUUACAAUGUAUCUACCAGCGGGAUGUUUCAUUAUCCUUCCUAUUUUUGGAAUUGAGCUUGGCGCCGAAGCAAAUAAAACUGGAGCCUUCAUCGGAGUCUACCCUGCAUUGGACCCAUUAAUAGCAAUUCUGUUAAUUAAAGAGUUCCGAAGUUUCAUUUUCUGUCAGAAGAAAUCUUUGGCAAAGGUUUCAACAACAACUGGACGUGUUGACAAACCUGCAUCGACUUUUCAAGCAACUUGA
Molecule: messenger RNA, 606 nt
Organism: Caenorhabditis remanei
Lineage: Eukaryota; Metazoa; Nematoda; Chromadorea; Rhabditida; Rhabditidae
Exons: 5
Coding region: 1-606 (201 amino acids)
Biological process (GO): olfactory behavior; G protein-coupled receptor signaling pathway
Molecular function (GO): G protein-coupled olfactory receptor activity
Source: RefSeq, a predicted model, not a curated record